Messenger RNA from Schistocerca piceifrons (Central American locust), 1005 nucleotides. RefSeq names its product homeobox protein engrailed-2-like. Bases 1 to 1005 code for a protein of 334 amino acids. Gene Ontology annotation, molecular function: DNA binding; DNA-binding transcription factor activity, RNA polymerase II-specific. The transcript is spliced from 8 exons. Gene Ontology annotation, biological process: regulation of DNA-templated transcription. NCBI's taxonomy places the organism in Eukaryota, Metazoa, Arthropoda, Insecta, Orthoptera, Acrididae. The record is from RefSeq and is a predicted model, not a curated record.
AUGGCGGGACACGAGGCCAGCUGUGAGGAGGACCCGCUCUCUGUGGCGCUGCAGCUGCCGGCGGAGUCCGGCAGUGACGCCGAGGAGGAGGGAGAGGACGCCGGGGGCCCGAGGAAGGCGGCUGUCGGGGGCGUGCGGGGGCGGCGGGGGCGGCCUGGCGGCGACGCGGGCGCCAGGCAGCCCUGCAAGUUCUCCAUAGACAGCAUCCUCGGGCUGGGGACGGCGGUUCAGAGGCUGGAGACGGAGUUCAUGGACUUGGGCUGUGGCCGGGAGUCGAACCCAGCAAGUAGGCCGCAGCACAUCGCUCGUCCAGAGCCGAGGCUUCCUUCGCCCGAUAUUGUGGAGCCCAUUCCACACAGACCCGCCCGGUCGUCCGCUACUAAUGGCAACCGCUCCGAGAAGAGCCGCUGUACUGCACCGCCGAUCGAAGUACCAGCCGACCGAGAGGAACCACAUCUCCGGCUCGAUCGACGGACGUCUGCAUCUAUUGCCGGUACCUGCGGCACUGCUGGCGGUGUCUGGCAGUUCCGGGACGCCCCCGCCGCCGCCAGCGUCCUCUUCGGGGGCGGCGUCGGGGCGGCGGCGGCGGCGGCGGCGGCUUUCCUCGAUUACGGUGCGGCCGGCCCGGGGGGUUCCCCGCCGGCGGCUUCUCUGGGCUCCCUGCUGUACGGCGGCUGGCUCGCCUCUGCUGCCGCAUCCGCCGCCCGACCACACCCGCACCUGUUCGGCCUGCAAGCCCCGAAGCCCUCUGGAAGGCGUUCUCGGAAGCCGGGGCUGGACCGAAAGCCGCGUCAAGCGUACAGUGCCAAGCAGCUGGAGCGGCUCGAAGCCGAGUUCAAGCUGGACAAGUACCUGAGCGUCAGCAAGCGGAUGGAGCUGAGCAAGGCUCUGGCGCUGACGGAGGUGCAGAUCAAGACGUGGUUCCAAAACCGGCGCACCAAGUGGAAGAAGCAGCUCACCUCCCGCCUCAAGAUGGCUCACAGGCAGGUGACAUCUUGUACAUGA